This is a messenger RNA of Marchantia polymorpha subsp. ruderalis, 2618 nucleotides long. NCBI's taxonomy places the organism in Eukaryota, Viridiplantae, Streptophyta, Marchantiopsida, Marchantiales, Marchantiaceae. The record is from the annotation of a GenBank genome assembly.
AAACUAACGCUCGAGGCGACCGCACCGUUUCUCCGUCCCCGUCCGGGCCUCUGUCAUGGAGGGGGGCGGGGAGAGAGAGACGGACGUGGACGCGGAGAAGCAAAGAAGAACGAAGGGAGCGGCCGCUUCCUCUGCAGCAGCAGCGGCAGCAGCCCCCCCUCCUCCCCUCCCCUGCGACAAUCGAGAAGCACGGCCUUCCGAUUGGUGCUUCUACUCUCGGCGACUUCCGCUCGAGUCGGUCGAUGCAGUGAGUUGAUUUGCGAGCCGCAGAGCCUCGUCCUGCUGGAAGAUCGGCGGGGAAAUCGCGAGCGCAGGCAAAGAAGGAGAUCGGCGUUUCGAAUUUCGGACUGUGCAGUUGAGAGCGAGGGAGGCAGGGAGGCAGGGAGGCAGGGAAAGAAGCGAGCGUUUGGGGAUUCUGGUGGGCUCUGCAGUUGCGAGUUGGAGCAGGAGCGAGGCGAGAGCUUGAGUGCCGAGUGGAUGAUCAUCGGGCGGGAAGGGAGCGGCCGAGAUGGUGAUGGAGAAGAGAGAUAGGAGAGAUUCUGCAGUGUAUGGCCGGGAAUUGUGAGGGUGGGGGAAACAUCCGAGCGCAGAGGCGGCCAGAGGGCCGUAGGUGGAUGGGGCAAGCUGGCGACCGUGAGGGAAGCCGUGGUGGUUUGCUCCAGUGUCGAUGCGGGAGUGACAUUGUGGGAUGCGGCAUCGGGAGCACUGCUCUCACAUCUGAGAUCAUGCGCUGCACCUCGCAAUGCGCUCUGUCCUGUCGGUCCGCACUUCCUUGCGGCUUCCCAGUCUCUUAAGCCCUCGUCCUCUUCCGCUGGAGGUGCCAUAUUUUUUUGGGCCUGGAACAAGAAUCAAGUUGCCUGCAAGAGUUAUCCCGUCGAGCCCAUCGUGCCUUUAGCAUGCACGAGCGAGGGAUCGUAUCUGGCCGGAGGUGGUAUAUCAGGCCGAAUCUACCUAUGGGAGGUUGCAAGUGGAAAGCUGCUGAGGGUUUGGGCGGGCCACUACAAAGCUGUAAGCUGUCUGGUCUUCUCAGACGACGAUUCACUCCUGAUAUCAGGGGCAGACGAUGGCAUUGUUAACGUCUGGCCCCUUCUCCGAGUUCUUGAUGUGGCAGAAGAAGCGCAUGGCGAAUCACAGCUGACAUCCAUGUAUGGUUGGUCGGACCAUACACUUCCAGUCACAGGCUUGUUGGCCGGCUCAGGAGGCUCGAGUGCAAUUGUUGUCUCCUGUUCUCUCGACCAUACAUGCAAGAUCUGGAGUCUGGCGUUGGGUACACUAUUGCGAUCCAUAGUGUUCCCCACAGCCCUGAACACAGUCGUCCUUGAUCCAGGAGAGUAUGCUUUGUAUGCUGGGGGUACCGAUGGCAGGAUUUUCAUUACUGCCUUAAACUUUGGUGUUCCUACUACUUCAGGCAUACUUGCUGAUGGACUUCUGGGGACAGAUGCUGCCCUAAUCGGUCACAGUCGAGCAGUGACAGCGUUGGCAUUCAGUAUGGAUGGAGUGUCAUUGGUGUCUGGAUCUGAAGACUGCACCGCUCGGCUAUGGGACACGGUCAGCAGACAGGUCCUCAGAACAUUUACCCACAGUAAAGGUCCUAUAAGCAGCCUGCUGGUGUUACCUCGUCCGCCUAUGCUGCAACAUGGGUCUGUCGCGGACCACGCAGGCCGCCCUAUGAAUCGGCGCAUGCCCUUGCUACCAGUUGCUCCCCUGAGUAAGUACGUGAUCUCAGAUUCUGUCUCGCAGGACCCGAAUCCUUGGGAAGGACCUUUAGUAGUGCUGCCCUCGCUCUUUUCAAAUGAGCAGGAAGAUGCAGAUGGCUUUUCGUAUAGCUUUGCAGCUAUGGAGCGACAGAUCAAAGAGCUCGAGCAACGGGGCUCGACUGCGGCCAUGCAAAUGGAAUUGGAACGAUUGCGGUCCGAGUUGCGACGUGCAUUGAACAAUGGACAACAGUGGCAACAACUUCAUCAAGAGCUAUAUUGUUUUUGUGUGGAUGAGCUUAUGGGUGGAAACAAAGAGCGAGAGGAUGGUGAGGAGAAGGAGGGUGAGAAAGAAAAGGAGAAGGAGAAGGAAAGAGGUAAAGGAAGAGGAAAGGUUGCAGACAAGACUCGGGAAAAGUAGGUUCAUUAGGCUGUCUAGUACAAGACCACCAUUCUUCACCGAUCUAAGGUGGUAAACAUGAUAACAUAGAUGGAACUCGGGAUGCAGGCUUUAGGGAUGUGCCUUCAUUGGCCAACAUCGAGAAUACUCAAAUUUUUGUACGAAUUCGCUGCUACACUAAUUCAAUCAUGAGACCAAUGUCAUCCGGUACUCUGUCUCAGUACACCUUUGUCUGGCACUUUUUCCAAGAUAGCGCUUGCUUCGAGUAUUUGUCACUGUUAUCAACAUUCUCGGCUUCAUCGCCUUCACCAUCAUCGUGAUGCUUCAAGCUCCACAUGUGAAAACGAAAAACCGUCAAUUUGGUUCGGGCCCAGGUCACAGUCGUGUUGUUUGAAAGCUGUAUCAUAUUCUCAAAGAGAAGGAUUGAUUAACAGCUCGUGGACAGAAGAUAUCUGCGAGAAGAUAAAAAGCUUCAGCUCUAGCGCUAAAUCGUUUCAGACUGAGAUCCAGCACCCAGUUUCACA